GUCGGACCCGCAGACCCGCCAUGUCUGCUGCAGAGUGGACACCAUACAGAAAGCUGCUCCUCAAAUGUUUACACUAGUGUUUGAAUUGCUUCUCCCGCUGCUUUAAGCACCAUAACGUCAGUUCUCUUCCGGUUAUGUUAUACGAGAGUCGCUUCGUCGCUUGAGGAAAAUGACCGUGACCGGAGGAGAAACAUUGCAGUAACGGUCAGUGGCUGUGUUGCGUUCAGAGACGACGUUCUUAAAUUGGACACGGGAUGCUGCAGCUCGGGGAUGAAGUCACCCUGUAUUCGCUGCUCUUCGUGGCGCUCCUGCUGGGCACCCGGAGCCCGGUGUGGACCACCGCCCUCACCGCCUCCCUCUACCUCUUCAUGGCCCUGUUCCGGUUCCCCCAGGUGCCCUCCAGCCGAGCCCGCCAGGUGCUGCACCCGGCCACGGGAUGCGGGCGAGCGUCGGUGAUCGCACACCGCGGCGGAGGACACGACGCUCCGGAGAACACAAUAGCAGCGAUCCGGGAGGCCAGUAAGAACGGGGCAUGCGGUGUGGAGUUGGACCUGGAGUUCUCAGCUGACGGCGCACCGAUUCUGAUGCAUGACGACACGGUGGACCGAACCACCAACGGGUCGGGGCCACUCUCCCAGAUGAAACUCUCCGAUUUGGCUAAACUGGACGCGGCUGCUAAACAUCGACUCCAAGACAAGUUUUCUGGGGAGAAGAUUCCCACUCUGGAGGAGGCCGUGGAGGAAUGCAUCAGGCUGCAGCUCACCAUCUACUUUGAUGUCAAAGGUCAUCCCGACGAGGCGGCUGCAGCUCUGAAGAGUCUGUUUAAGAAACAUCCAGUUCUCUACAACAGCAGCAUCGUCUGCUCAUUUGAGCCCAAAGUCAUCUACAGGAUGAGGCAAAGCGACCCGGAGGUGGUGACGGCCCUGACCCACAGGCCGUGGAGCCUGAGCCGCUUCGGCGACGGCGCCCCGCGCUUCUCGUCUCCGUGGAAACAGCAGUGGAUGACGCUGAUGGACGUGCUGCUGGACUGGGCGCACCACCACGUGCUGUGGAGGCUGUGCGGCAUCUCAGCCUUCCUGAUACAGAAGAACUUUGUCUCACCGGACUACGUGCAGUACUGGGCCCAGAGGGGGGUGGAGGUCGUAGCCUGGACCGUCAACACCCGGCUGGAGAAGGAUUAUUACCAGGAGCUGCUGCAGGUCAACUACAUGACGGACAGCCUGCUGGAGGACUGCGAGCCUCAUUACUGAGAGACGCCCUGGAGGCAGAUCUCCAACACUUCCCUGAUCCUCAUUCAGGAGAGAUUUUCACUCAUUCAGGCAGUCGGCUGAGGGAGGAAGUUCAUAAGAUGAUUAGUGUUGCCAACUGUUGAAUAAUGAGUGAAUUCGCUCCAGUGUGGCAUUUUGAUACCUGUUAAUGAUAUGUGUCUGUUACAGGCCUGAAUCCACUGUACUGUAACUCACCACCUCAGGACAAGAGUGAUUUUAAUGAUUUUCUUAAUUUUGUCUUUAAUUUGUUUUGUGCUUUUUAGCUAAUUAAGCUUUGUUAAUAUUAAGGAAAAUGUGUGUAUAAAUAUAUAAUCAACAGAGAAGUAAAUUUAAGCAAUACAGCAAAGGAAUUAAAAAAAAAAAAUCACAUUAGUACCUGCAGAAUAGGACUGGAAUACACAUAAUCUUUUGUGUACUGUUAAUAUUGAUAAUGAAUUUUAUCAUAUACUUUAAAAAAUUACAAAUCACUCUGUUUUACUCUAUUCACGAUGUUAGACUUCACUGCAUCAGUUGAUCUGUUUUAUCCUUCAAGGCUUCCGUUGAAGUCUUCAUGAGAAGAUUUAAUAUUUACCCUGCUUCAGGAUGGCAGUGAAUGAAUGAUCCAGGUGGAGGAGGCUGAACGUUCAGCUGUUGUGCAAUAAUAGGACUGAAUUCAUGGUGGAAAUUAACUCUUUAAUUUCAACAGGCUGCAGACGUGUGAAAGAAGGUCAUAAUUACUGAGUAAACUGCAGAAGUGAAGCGACGCCUGUCGCUCGAAGGACUUUUUUUUUUUUAACUUGCUCCAGAUUCACCUCAUCUCAGAUAUUCAUUUCAGACAGAACUCACUCAACAACCGUCCUCAUGUGCUUUGAUGUUAAGUUGCCUUUUUAAUUGUAAUUUUCAAAUUGCAAUGAGUUUUAAAGUCAUAAAUGUUCACAAAAUAAAGAACAUUUGAUUUCUUGUAGCAGCUGGUGAGCGCGUGUUCCGGUGUUGAAUGUCUUUUUAGGGUGAACUUUGUGUUUUUCGUAAUUUUUAGCCAGACAUCAUAAUCAUGAACCAUUUCUUAAACAUUAACCCCUUCUAGUCUGCAUGCUGAUUGCCUGCAUAUUUGGUCUCUGUGGAAGCAGAGGGGCGGUUCGGAAGCGUCUGUGUUGAUCUGACAGGCUGUAACAUUAAUCCUCUGCGAUGGACUGUUUGACCUGGACUCUCUGGACCGACCCAGAUGGUGCAGAUGAAUGGGAGCCGUAGUGUUGGAUGUCACCCUGGAUAAGCCUGUCUGAGCCGUUUCUCGCCCCCUCUGAUCUGCUGCUAAACGCAGAUGUUGGACACACACCUGAUUCUCACCUCAGUCACUGAGUUUACAUGUUGUGACGACUCCUCAGAUCCAUGUUGUAGGAGU
This is a messenger RNA of Salarias fasciatus (jewelled blenny), 2646 nucleotides long. It is a transcript of the gene gde1, whose product is annotated as glycerophosphodiester phosphodiesterase 1. Gene Ontology annotation, biological process: phospholipid metabolic process; ethanolamine metabolic process; N-acylethanolamine metabolic process. Gene Ontology annotation, cellular component: plasma membrane. Gene Ontology annotation, molecular function: glycerophosphodiester phosphodiesterase activity. Bases 255 to 1250 code for a protein of 331 amino acids. The transcript has 6 exons. The record is from RefSeq and is a predicted model, not a curated record. Lineage: Eukaryota; Metazoa; Chordata; Actinopteri; Blenniiformes; Blenniidae.